Messenger RNA from Epinephelus lanceolatus (giant grouper), 5180 nucleotides. It is a transcript of the gene mxi1, whose product is annotated as max interactor 1, dimerization protein. Lineage: Eukaryota; Metazoa; Chordata; Actinopteri; Perciformes; Serranidae. Gene Ontology annotation, biological process: regulation of transcription by RNA polymerase II. The record is from RefSeq and is a predicted model, not a curated record. Gene Ontology annotation, molecular function: protein dimerization activity; RNA polymerase II cis-regulatory region sequence-specific DNA binding; DNA-binding transcription factor activity, RNA polymerase II-specific.
ACGAGUGGCAGCAGGCAGUUUGCUGGCGCUGGGCUUCCUCGGGGGGAAAUUUUAUAUUGUUUGUAUCCGUUUUUGUAAAAAAUUGAAUACCAUGUUUCCUAGGAACUUUUAAUACUUUGAUACGCUGGUUUUGACAUUUUCUAACAACGGAAACUGGCAAGAAUUGGCUGUAGCUUGCCAGCUUGGAAACACUGGAUAUUUUUUUCCUCUUCUUUUCGUCAACGGCUGCUGAUGAGCCAGCGGAGACACUGAACAAAAUAAUAAUAAUAACACGACGUUUUUUUUUUAAAUGAAAUAUCACUCAGUGUAGUUGUAACCGAUGCACUGUCUUCCCUGUAUUUAAAAGCGACCUGCCGUUGCUGCUGCCAGCGAAGCUAACGGUCCGUUAACCUGAGUAUAGCCAAGCUAACGUUAACGGCAGCCAGCCUUAGGAGAGGAUGACGGCUGUUCAGCUAAUGAAUAUCCAAAGGUUAUUGGAAGCUGCGGAAUAUCUAGAAAGGAGAGAAAGAGAGUGUGAACACGGAUAUGCUUCGACAUUUCCGUCAAAUCAGAACACAAACUACCAGAGGCAAAGAAAAUUCCGGAAUAAGAAGUUCAGCAGUAACCACAAUAGGUCCACACACAAUGAGCUGGAGAAGAAUAGACGAGCUCACCUGCGGCUGUGUCUCGAGAGGUUGAAGGCCCUCAUACCCCUUGGACCCGACUGCAACCGCCACACCACCCUGGGCCUGCUCAACAAAGCCAAAGCACACAUAAAGAAACUUGAAGAGGCAGACAGGAAGAGCCAAUACCAGCUGGAGUCCCUGGAGCGGGAGCAGAGACACCUCCAGCGCCAACUGGAGCUGCUGAGGGGCGGCAGCAGUGCUGCAGCCCAGAGCAGCCCAGGGGAGGGGGAGAGGAUACGCAUGGAUAGUGUGGGCUCCACCCUCUGCUCCGACCGCUCUGACUCUGACCAAGAGGAGAUCGAGGUGGACGUGGAAAGCACGGAGUUCUCCCAUGGAGAGCUGGACAGUGUGAGCACAGCCAGCACCAGCGACCUGGACGACCACAGCAGCUUGCAGAGCAUGGCCAGCGACGAGGGCUACUCCUCCUGUAGUGUCAAACUUGCCUUCUCCUCCUAGAGCCCCGCACCACUACGGCCACCACCACCUGCCCGCCAAACCCGCCUGCCCUCCCGUUCGUUUGUCCAUCCAGCCAUGCCUAUGUACACACACCCAGUCACCUCAGACGACGGUCACGCCCCCCAGCUAAUGGCGUCCCCGUCGUUCCUGCCUCUCAGCAGCUCCAGCUCCUUUAGUUGCCCCCCCCACCUCCAUCCUGCGCUGCUGUUUGAGGAGCUCCACUGAGAGCUUUUCCUCACUCCUGAACUUUGAGCCGCCCCGACCAACACCGAUACCAGGGACCCAAACACAGACGUGAAACUGCCAACUGAUUUUAAUUUUCUUUCAGUGGGAGAUCAGAGACUUGAUUGAUUUAAAAUUGUUCAACAUCUUCAAUUUUAAACCCACACAAUUGAAAUGAACGAAGUGUCUGAAUUUUUUUAAAGAAACACAACCCCUGAUUUGAUCCAAAAUGCACUUAAAUUCGUAGGAUAUUGAAAAAAUUCAGAGUUUCUGUUUGGUUCUCUCUCCUGUGGUGUGUGUGUGUGUGUGUGUACAUACGUGUGUGUGUGUUGAGCUUGUCCUGUGUAUCCCUUCUUAACGUUCUGGUGUUGGGCCUGGAUAAACGGGAGCACAUCUAAUCUGGACUGUCAUCAAGACUGUGGGUGAACUUUGCCAUAUCAACACAGCUUGAGCGUGACUAACGUCCCAUCAUCCCUGCAUUUAACCCCCGUCUUAUUGUUUAUUUUCAUAUCCUCUGCUCGACACCACAGAAGCUCGGACACUCAAACUGGUGCUAUUGUGAAACAAACCAACGGGGAAGCAGAUCAGAUCCACCACCGCGAAGCUUGUAAAGCAAAACAAAGUGUGUCUACAGUGAUUGUUUCCAACCAAGCACCGAGGAAAACAACCAAAAAAAAAAAAAGAAAAAAAAAUGGAGGGAAAAACAACAACAUUCCUGUCGAAUGUGGGUGCUCAGUGCAUUUUCAAAGAGUGGAAAUUGUAACUUGUGUGUGUGUUUUCUGUUUUGGUUUCUCUCCCCUCGACAAGCAGCUACAAAAAGCUAUCCUGCACUUGCCUACUUUAGAGCUGUCCAUAGAAACGGCACAAACCAAGAGGUAAAAAAAAAAAAAAAAUACAAUAAAAAAAAAAUCAACAACAGCAACAAGGAAAAAGUUCAAAGGACAACAAACUUUGGAAUAGAUGUCCAUCCUGUCUCCAGCAGUAACAAGCAAUAACUCUUGUAGUCCUUUUUGUCUCGUCAGUUUGAACUCCUUCCCGUUUAUUUUUUCUCUCUUCUCCCCUAAAGACUGUGUGACCGUCCAAAAAGCAAAUUUCUUUUCUUAUUUUGUACAUACAAAUAGCUUAAUGAAUUAAACUUUAAAAAGGAGUUUAAAAAAAAGUUAGAGCUCAUGGAUAGAACUAUUGCCUCUGUUGCUGUUUGACCUGUGUUUAUUGUGCAUUUUAAAUUACAUUUUUGGAACGAUUUUAUCCUCUUCAGAGUUGGCAGUGGAUGUGGCAUGGACACUAUCACUUUGUUCGGUUUGCUGGUGGAAACUUUUAAAAGUUACUCAUUCUGUUGCUGCGCUGACAGAGAAGAAAAGUUACUUUUCAAAGCGAUUAUAAGAAAAAAACAGAACAACUUCCCAGUUGCAGAAAAGAAAAGCGGACCCAUUAUGACUUCUGUGGGAGAACGCUGAGUUUGUGUGGCACUCUUUUAUUUAUUUUUUUUCUCUUGUUUAUAAUGUUCAUGAAUUCGGGGGGGGGGGGGGAAUAAGCUCUAUGUGGCAUUCCACUGGUGGUCAGGUGAUCUGUGGAGGGAAAGCCUGAAGUGUGGGAAGGAGAAAACGGGUUGUAUGAUGUCAAUGUUCGCCAUCCCAACUCCACUGGCAUUAAGAAUUGCACUUCAACCACUGUUUUUAUUUUUUCUUUUCCACUAUCAUUUUCUCUCAUGGAGCUUACAUGGAACCUUUUGUAUGUGAAAGAAAAUAACAACAACCUCCCUUUUAAGAUAUUUAUUUCUCAAUCCCUCAAAGAACACAAGCAAACGGGGAAAAAGAAGUUAACUUAUUUUGGUUCUGUCUUAUUUUACUCCUCUUUUUGAUGCUUAUUCCUCAUUCCUUAUUUUAAGAAUUGUAUAUUUUAUGGCUUUUUUUUUUUUUGGGGUGGGGAGGGUGGGAGGGGUAAAGAAAUGUAGCCAUUUUGUUUCUUUUUUUCUGAUGUUUAACUCAAUGGACACUUGAAAUGUAAUUGGCCCCUAAGCUGCUCCUAGUGCUGAGCCUCGCCUGUUUAGAGUCACCAGCCUUGUCCGGAGCCGACCCCCCUGACAACAGCCUGUGAGGAUAAAUGCAGAUCUAAAACAAUAAGACAGACAAAAUGGCUUCCCUCCAUAACCAGCCUUCAAGGUGAAAUAUUCGCCAUCUUGUUGAUAAGUUCUCCUGUCUGGGUUGUUUUUGGGUCUGUGCUGACGGAGGGGGGUCAUCUCUGCACAAGGUUUAUCGAUAGCCAAGACUUUACUGGCAGAUAUUGAGCCAGCUACUACACAAUAACGGGGGUCUAAAACUCCACUUUCCUCUAUUAAGAGGAUUGUAGUCUCUAUUAGACUUGUGUUUUAGUUGACAAAAUGUGUCUUACAUUUACAAUUCAAUGCCUCCGACUGAGGAUUUAAAGAAAAAAAAACUCGACAUAAAAGAACAAAUCCUUUGGGUUCUCUGAAGGACAUCAUUAAGGUGUAGAGUUUGACAUGUAAGCUCUCAGCGGAGCUACGUUGAGGUUGUUGGACUUGGCACUGAAUCAGAAAGUCACCACUUCUGGUGCUUGAUUAUUUAAAAAAAAAAAAAUGCCAAAACCACCUCAGAACACCUCAGUGUCCUCUCUCUUCAUCUCUCUCUCUCUGAGGGACAGUUUACAUUUAUUCUUCCCCUGUUUAAGUUAUUAACCUUCAACUCUUUUUUGUUUUGUUUUCGUCUUCAUAUGUUGGUUUUAUGAACCUGCACUGCUGACAGGAAAGAAAAAAGAGGUCCCAUGUUUGACAGUAAUUGAAUUCCACUCCUCGUGCGGACCUGGAUCACAUCCUAAUGUUUUCCCCUGCUCGGAGUACAGUAUAUGUUUUACUGCAUUGGGGCAACUCUGAUAGUGUUGGGUUUUGUUGUUUAUCACUGAAAUGUGUGAAAACUGUCUGGCACUCAUUGUGUUGUCUCAUGUGGCAAACUGCUCUGAUCUUGUAUUCCCAGACGGGAUAAAACAAACUAUAAGAACUGAUUUCACUGAAGCCAGGUCUGUCCUCUCUCAUGUGUGUGAGAGCAUGUGAGUGUGUGCGUGUGUGUGUGUGUGUGUGUGUGUGUGUGUGUGUGUGUGUGUGUGUGUGCUACACGUCUUACCAAGGCUGAGCUUUAGAGAGGCACCUGGUUCAUGACUAGUCUGCACUGAUCUCAGUUGGGCUGGUUCCCAUCUACUUCUCAGUAAAUAUCGCACGUCUGUGUAUUCGUCAUAAGAAUGGCGAAUAUGUCCAGCGUCAGAUAACGGGGAGUGAAGGUUCUGUCACAUAAUUUGCAGCUAUUAUUUUGCACUGAAAGUAAACUGAGCUCGACUGUCAACUCAGUGCAGACUGGUCCUGGAUCAGCCCAGGUUAGUUGGGAUGUCUGACAAAGAGUUUCUGGCUAUGCUGCAGAUUCAAAACAAUAGCAUAUCUUCAUAAGCUGGUGAUCACAAAGCUAUAUUUUUACCUCUGUGUUUAAAGGUUUAGACAUGCGGUCCUGACUGUGGUUCAGGUUCACUUUCCAGGAGCGUUGAGUUCCAGUUUUGCAGCUUAUCGGCCAGAAGUGUACCGACCAGCCACGACAAAGUGGAAGUUACAGUGUCUUUUGUAAACCACACUCCAUUCUGGCGUCUGGCUUUUGAGCAAACGGGUCCAUGGGGUCAAGUCAGCCCAACCAAACGAGCAGUCCCACGUGGGGAGUCCUCCUGUUGUUCUGAACCUGUGGCCAUCCUUUGUAAAACAUGCAGUCUGAUGAUGAUUCUAGCCGUGUAAGUUGAAGAUGCAAUACUUACAAUAAAAACACCAAGAUUUUCAAACCUGAA